Thunnus maccoyii (southern bluefin tuna) is the source of this 3795-nucleotide messenger RNA. RefSeq names its product fatty acid 2-hydroxylase (gene fa2h). Gene Ontology annotation, cellular component: membrane; endoplasmic reticulum. Lineage: Eukaryota; Metazoa; Chordata; Actinopteri; Scombriformes; Scombridae. Bases 173 to 1324 code for a protein of 383 amino acids. The record is from RefSeq and is a predicted model, not a curated record. Gene Ontology annotation, molecular function: heme binding; fatty acid 2-hydroxylase activity; iron ion binding. Gene Ontology annotation, biological process: lipid biosynthetic process; fatty acid metabolic process. The transcript has 7 exons.
CAGUUGAAAGACUCAAAAAACCCCGCCUCUCCGGACUGGGUGUCAUCGUGAAGUUGAACCGUUCAUCCAGCCAGUAGUCAAAUCGACGGCCCUCAGAGGAGGUCUCCUAUUUGUCUUCCUCCCUGUGUUCGUUUUUACCGUCAGGUGGACACUCUGCAUAUCCGCUGUCAGGAUGUCUCCGUCCACAUCCCCCCGGUUCUUUACGGAGAGGGAGGUGGCCCGCCACUGCACCAAGGAGUCCUGCUGGGUGCUGCUGGGGACCAGGGUUUACGAUGUGACCGCCUUCUUACGGAUGCACCCUGGAGGGGAGGCACUGAUACUUCGCCGGUCGGGCAAAGACGUGAGCCGAGAGAUGGAGGGACCCCCGCACCGGCACUCGGAGAACGCCCGGCGGUGGAUGGAGCAGUACUACAUCGGGGAGCUGGACAGAGACAGCGGCAGCGACGAGGCACAGACUCUGAGAGAGAGGAGGAAGACCAGUGAAGAGACAGAAAAGAAGACGGCAGAAAAGACAACAGAAGAGAAACUGAAAGAGGAGGACGAGAACUCCCCGUAUAACCGCCUCAGCUCUGUGGACUUGGACAAGGAUUUGGUGGACUGGCGGAAGCCCCUGGCAUGGCAGGUAGGCCACCUCCGAGAGAAAUAUGAUGCAUGGGUUCACCAGCCGGUCGACAGGCCUAUCAGACUGUUUGGAAACUCCUUCCUGGAGGCCAGCACCAAGACUUCCUGGUACUGGGUACCAGUGGUGUGGCUUCCUAUUGUAUUUUACCUCAUUUGGUAUUGCUACACCACGCUGGCAAAGGGCACCACCAAGCUACUUGUCACCUCAGACGUCUCUAUCCCGAUCCAUAAGUACACUUUCCCGCUGCUCUUUUUGAUGGGCUGGUUCUUGUGGUCGUUCAUCGAGUACUGCAUCCAUCGCUUUGUCUUUCACAUGAAACCACCAGCCCAUAACUACUACCUCAUCACGCUACACUUUCUCCUGCACGGACAGCAUCACAAGUCUCCGUUUGAUGGCUCCCGGCUGGUCUUCCCGCCCGUGCUGGCCUCUCUGGUGGUGGGAAGUUUCUACGUGAUCCUCAACAGCGUGCUCCCAGAGAUCCUUGGGGUAUCCGUGUUUGUUGGAGGACUGUGUGGCUACGUCGUCUAUGACAUGAUCCACUACUACCUUCACUACGGUUCUCCAAAGAGAGGCUCGUACAUGUACAGCUUGAAGGCCUACCACGUCAAACACCACUUUGAGCACCAGAGAGCAGGUUUUGGAAUCACCUCCACGUUCUGGGAUCACCCCUUCAACACAGUCAUCCCUGAUGAGAAAUUCUAACGCAGUACCAGCUCUCCUGAAGGGCCACAGGACUUAUCAACCACCCUCUUAGCAAACAGCCCACAUGCUAUAACCACCCUGACACCCUCAGUCCAGUCUCUGCAGCCAUAGCUUUUACAUCCAAGGAGGAAGAUUCACUUCUGAAGACUCCUCGACCCGCAACUUAUCCACCUGCACAUACUUUACCACCUGCUUUCUGAUUCCAGCCAGUACCACAUUCUUGUGCUCGGUCAUCUGGGUGUGGACCAGUCCACAUUGUUUCCUCGUUGUUUUAAGGCAUUCCUGUGACAUUUUUAUAAAUAGCCAAACUAACGUCUACCACUGCUGACCUGACCUGUCAAGUCAUCACCUGAUGCCAGUCAGAACAUCAUAAUGUGCAGCUGGGAGGACAGAAAGAGAGGGACACACAAAUACAUACGCAGACACAUGACACAAUAACGCAUGUUGUUUUCUGCCUCUUAAAAAUUGGCCUCCAGCAUAACACAUGAAUACACACACACACACACGCACGCACACACACACACUCAUACACACAUGCACACACACUGUCUUAGCUUCUCUCAGAGCGUGAGAAAGGAAACAGGAAGUGAUAGAUGGUAGGUGAAUGUGCAAGACAGUGAAGGAGGGGGAGGAAAGAAUGACAGAAGUGUGUGAGAGAGUGAGUGAGAGAGCGAGAGAGUGAGAGAGCGAGAGAGAGCCCCCAGACUGUAUCAUCUCACCAGGUGAACCAACUCAGGAAAAAAAAAAUCUUAAUCCUUCCUCCUCACAAUCUGCUGUUUGAAUAUUCUUCCUCACAGCUGUCAGCAUUUCGCUGUCGUCCACUAAGCUACCCAGCUACGCUGCUACACGCUGCUACACACUGCUACACUGCAGGUUACAGUCGACAGAAGUUCCCUCCACCAUGUUUGGCCUCACUUUAGUUUUUGGAACAGCAGUGAACAGAAUACAUGCACUGUUUGGUUCCAGAUAUUUGAACAUGCUGAGAUUCAUUUGGCAGUUUAGAUUUAACUUAUUACUUAUCAGCAAAGCCGCAGAAGUGAGAUUAUGCUGUAGAGUGCUAAUGCAGUACACUGUUAAUGUCAUGUAAAGCAGAGCUCUAAAUGCAAUAUAUUUUUGCAAGUCGUUGUAAUAUUUCCUCCGUUCUCUGUCUCUUUUUCAUUAAUGAUACCACAAAGAUGUUAAAAAAUAUUUUGUAAGAUGCUUUGUACAGAAGAGGAGAUUCUUUAAUUGUAGCAGUUUUAGGUUGUCAGCAGGUGUUUUCUUGUUGGUUAGGACAUGGUGAACGCAUCCGUGGAUGGAUGUGCUGUGUGUGCAGAUGCAUUUGGAUACAAAAAAAAGAUGGACGGUAGAGUGUUGUCACGAUGCCAGAGGGACAUAGCUGAAGGCAUGAGGUCAGCCUGUCAGACUUCCUGCUGUGGGGAUCUCGGGGUCAAAGGUCACAGAGUCAGUUAGCUGACAAAAGUUAUGUGUUUUCGUUGACAUUUUCAUCUGGAAAUUUUUAAUUUUAAGAUGGACAAGGUUCUGAGUACAGACUCGGCAGAAUUAAGGUCUGUUUUAGGUUGAUUUUUAACCUUUUAGUAGUAAGAACCAUAUUUGGGUCUCAAAUGACCCUGCAGAUCCUCGAAGGAUGACGAUGAACCAUCUGACUGGACAGCAAGAGGUCUUGAUAGUGACUGACGGAUCCUCAAAAUGUCUCCUCUGAACAUCUGACAACACCGCUGACAACUAAAGCAGAACAAACUUAAUCAAUUUACACUCAUCUGUAGACUACAGUGAGAAUAAGAAUAAGAAAUUUUUUUAUCAACUUUUCUAGUUGGAAUAAAGACUCCUACUUCUAUAAUAUAUAUGUACAUACAUUCUUACAUAUGUAAAAUAACAUGCAGAAUCUGUUUUCAGAAAAUUUUAACCAAUUUUGAAGGAGAGAAAAAUUCAGUAAUACAGCAAGCUGCUUGCAUUUGGAUUCCUUUUUUCUUGAUAUAUACACUGCAGCAAUAAUAACAAAGUCUUCAGGUAAACCUUUAAUUUAAGAGGGCUGUGGCACCAAAACACUGUUUCCAAGAAAGAGGAAUCAUAAAUUUGAUAUGAUCACUGUGUAACUCAAAGAGUACAGAAAGGACCAAAAAUAUAUUUUUGAUGUUUAUAAUGAUGGUGGACAACAAUGACCAUGAUGAUGAUGAUUAUGACUGUAAUAAUACUUACUGAUUGUGAUGGCUGCAUGGCAAAAGUGAAAUGAUUCCACCUGUUAGCAUUAAGUACACACAGAUCUUAUUUAUGUAUAUUUAUAUGAUAAAGAUGAAAACAACAGCCUGUAAGCUUUGAUUCUGACAAGUGAAUUUUCUUUCUAAAUUAUGCAGCGCAAAAUAAUAUUUCAUACAUCUGUUUACUAUGAUAUCUUUUGACUAUUAGUUUGCAAUUUUAAAUGUCUAUGCAAAUGAAAACGUAUUUGUAAAUAAAUGUCUGUAUAUUUCUGA